Messenger RNA from Cheilinus undulatus (humphead wrasse), 2734 nucleotides. RefSeq names its product pinin, desmosome associated protein (gene pnn). Gene Ontology annotation, cellular component: catalytic step 2 spliceosome. The record is from RefSeq and is a predicted model, not a curated record. The transcript is spliced from 9 exons. Lineage: Eukaryota; Metazoa; Chordata; Actinopteri; Labriformes; Labridae. Bases 40 to 2082 code for a protein of 680 amino acids.
ACGUAGAGCAAGAAGAGCACGCGCUUAACUGGAGGCAAGAUGGCGGUGGCAGUGCGGAGCUUGCAAGACCAGCUUGAAAAAGCGAAAGAAAGCCUGAAAAAUGUGGACGAUAACAUUCGUAAAUUAACGGGACGUGAUCCUAAUGAAUCAAGACCGGGUCAGAUCCGUCGGCUCAGCGGCCCUAUGGCAGGCCCCGGUGGAGGUAGAGGCAGAGGCAUCAACCUGCUCAGGCGUAGUCUCUCAGAAAUAGGGAGCGGCGGCCCUCCUGCCAAGCAAAGGGACAUUGAGGGAGCCUUGCUGAGGCUGGCAGGGGACCAGAGGGCCAGGAGAGACAUACGUCACGACAGCGACGCUGAGGAUGAUGACGAUGUCAAAAAGCCAGCGUUGCCGUCGUCUGUAGUAGCUACCUCCAAGGAGAGAACUCGCCGAGACCUCAUUCAAGAUCAAACUAUGGACGAGAAGGGCAAACAGAGGAAUCGGCGCAUGUUUGGCCUGCUGAUGGGCACCUUGCAGAAAUUCAAACAGGAGUCCAACAUCUCCACAGAGAAGCAAAAGAGACGUUCAGAGAUUGAGCAGAAGCUCGAGGUACAGGCCGAGGCUGAGAGAAAGAAGGUGGAGAGUGAAAAGAGGGAGCUGUUUGAAGAGAGGAGAGCCAAACAGACUGAGCUGAGACUGUUGGAACAGAAGGUGGAAUUAGCUCAGCUGCAAGAGGAGUGGACCAGCCAUAAUAAACAUCUUGUAAAAUUCAUUCGUACCAAAACAAAGCCUCAUGUCUUCUACCUACCUGGGAGAAUGUGCUCCGCCACACAAAAACUCCUCGAUGAAUCUACUAAGAAACUUAACGCUUUGUUUGAGGAGAGGCGGGAGGCUUUUGCUGAACACCUCAGCAAGAUGGAGUCCCGCCCCCGGCGUCAGCAAAACCGCGACCAGGACAGCAACGCUGCAGCAGCAGGGAUGGACCACUCGGCGGAGGGUAAGCCAGCAGGUCAGGUAGUCAAGGUGACAGGUAACAAGGGGUUAGCAGAGCUGGAUGAAGAUGAGGAGGAAGAUGAUGAGGAAGAGGAGGAUAGAAAGGCAACAGAAAAGGAAGAGGAUAGGAAGGAAAGGGAGAAGGAAGAAUUGAAGAAGGGGGAGGAAGAAAAGGAGGGGAUGGAGGUGAGUGAGGAGGGGAAAGAGCAGAAGAAGGAAGGAGAGGAGAGGGUAAAAGAUGAAGAGGACAGAGAGGAGAAGGUAGAGGAGGAAAGUCCACAGUCAGAGGAGAUGGAGGUGGAGGGUAGGACAGAGCAGGAGGUUAAAAGUAACGGAGAGGGGGGAGAAACAGACAGUAAGGAGGGGGCAAAAGACCUUCAGAAUGAUAAGAUGGAGGAAACGCCUUCCUCUGAGGCAACUGUAAGCAGCCAGGAAGUCUUAAACGUCAGUCAGCCACAGAUGAACCUCCCCGCUGAGGAACCAGCUACUCAGCCCACUGAGGCUCCUGAGCCUGAGAGCACCCCCAGUUUUCAUAUGGCUCCCACAGUGCCUGGACAGGAUGUAAUCAUCCCCGGCCUUGAUCUUAAGGACUCGGCAACAGAGAACCAGGCUGUGGAAGAGAAAACUGAGGAUGAAGCAACUCAGAAACUGCCUGAUACCCAGGAGGCCUCCAACACUACCCCUGCACCCUCAAAGGAGGAGGACAGUGAGAGAGGAAGGAAGAAGGAAAAGGAGUCAAAGAAGGGCCGCAGUCACAGCAACAGCUCCUCCUCUUCCUCUUCCGGAUCCUCUUCCAGCGGGAGCUCUUCUUCUUCCUCUGGAUCUAGCCGCUCGUCUUCUUCAUCAUCCUCCUCAUCAUCCUCUUCAUCAAAUAGCAGCAGCCGCAGUCGCAGCCGAGACAGCGGUAAGCGCAAGAGGAGGUCAUCAGACAGGGGAAGUAGGAAGAAGGGAGAAGAGAGGAGUCACCGCAAGAGAGGAGGUAGUAGUGGAGGAGGGAGGGACUCCAAGGGAUCGAAGGAGAGGAGGAAGCGGAGGAGCGAGGAAGGGAGGAGCAGAUCGUCCCGGGGAGAUAGGGAGCAUAAAGAUAGAGAAAGGAAGGACAAGAGACGCUGAUCUGGCUAAACAGAAAUAUACAAGAUAACAGAAGGGGGAACCAAACUAAUCUUAACAACACUUGAUUUGUUUUUAACCAUUUCCCUUUGAGUGCCACACAGAAGGUGUAUGUUGAAGAUGAGGGAUUGUCAUAAGUGAAGGGGUUUAGUCAAGUCAUGUAUAAAUUGACUUACUGGUUGCCCCUUUCCUAGCAAAAGAAGUGUAGACUUUUUUUUAACUUAAGGUGGUUCAUCAGGCUGGACAUAUCCUUUUAACUGUUAUGAAACACCUGACCAACAGGUUUAAGACUUCAUUUGAGUCCUCAUUUUAACUAAAAAAUGAUUUAUCUUCAGUCUGAGGUGGAUUUUUAAAAAGGUCUUGGUGGCACUGUGAUGAAAAGGUAUCGCUGAAUGUUUGAUAGAUUCUCAUCCUCUUAAUGCCAUGGGCGGCUGGUUCAACGCCAGCCUUUUCCAUACAGAAGUUGUGUUUUCAAGUUGAUGUGACAAUGCUGUUAAAUCAUUUAUAUCCACUAUUUGGUCGCUGUCAUGGCUUUUUCUUCAAGUGGGUACUUGUGUGAUUUGCUCAAAUUCUGGAUAUUGAAGAUUCUUUGGAUCUCUUUUUUUUGUACUGACUGAAAAUCUGCUUCAAAUUAAAGGUGAGGUCUUAGUUAAAA